This is a messenger RNA of Wallemia mellicola CBS 633.66, 3921 nucleotides long. RefSeq lists its product as hypothetical. The transcript is spliced from 4 exons. Lineage: Eukaryota; Fungi; Basidiomycota; Wallemiomycetes; Wallemiales; Wallemiaceae. The record is from RefSeq and is a predicted model, not a curated record. Gene Ontology annotation, biological process: intra-Golgi vesicle-mediated transport. Gene Ontology annotation, cellular component: COG complex. Bases 17 to 1015 code for a protein of 332 amino acids.
GACAGCAAAGGUCAAGAUGGAUGAUUACUUGUAUAAAAUCGAAGAAUUAAAAAUAAAAAAUAAUUUUAAAUUCAAUCUACAGAAUAAUUUAUUAUUUAAUUUAGAGGAAUAUCUAGUAAAUUUGGGUAGUUUUAAGGAUAAUUUGGUUGCUAUUGAUUCUAAGUUUAACGAUAUAAAUAAUGAUUUAAUUAAAAUAAACGAUAAAUUAUCUCAAUUAAAGUAUUCUAAUAAGCUCUUCAUUGACAAUCUUACAAGCCUAUACACCAAACAAUCAGACUUAGAACGCCAACAAUCGGAAUUGCAGUCUUUUAUUGAUAAAUUCACAUUAUCCGAUAAGGAGUCGACCUCUUUACUCGACAAUAACCAUCCAAUUGAUGAUACCUUCAUAUCUUCACUUACUAGACUAUCAAUCAUAAGAGAUGACGCUCAAUUACUAUUAAACGAUAAAGAUAAUGAUAUCGGUUUAGAAAUAUUAUCAAUGUCAUCUCAUCACUUUGAAGUAGCCCUUAAUAAGCUGUUAAAAUGGUUAAAAUUCGAGUUCACAAGUAAAUUCAAUAGAUUUUCUAUAGAAAUUAAGCCUUUGCAUAUACAAUCAUUGAAGAAAUUAGCAAUUAGAGAUGACCUAUACUUAGAAGCCUUACAAUUUUUAACUUUACAGCGAAAGAACCUCUUAGAGAGGUGCUUUUUGGAUGCUCUUACUGAAUUUGAGAAUAACCAGGAUAUCAUAACAGACCCGAUAAAGUACUCAACAGAAUUGCUCGCUUGGUUACAUCAACAUGCAGCAGAUGAAAAGGAUUUUCUAUGUGAUUUACUCGAUACGGAUGAUGUGAAUGAACAGCUAUCGAAUCAUUUACAACCACUCGCUAAUAGAAUACAAUUACAACUCACGCAUGCUCUCAAUUUCACACAGCGUUCACAAGAUCUACUCCAGUUGAUAUCGUUUUACGAACAAUCACUCAAGAAUUCAAUAAAUGCAAAUUGUAUCAAUAAUCUAUUCAAGAAACUGCUUUUAUAGUCUAUUCUUAACCCAUCCUUCAAGUCCACCUGCAAUCCAAAUAUCUUGAACAGCCGUACCAACUCUUGCGGCAAUGUAUGUUUUUAUGAUGUUACCUUCGCUAUUAAUUAUAUCAAUUUUACCAUCAGAAGUUGAAAUUCUAACGUUUUUACCAGAGUGGAUUGUUUGUUCUCCAUUCAAACCACCCUUACCUCUCUCAUUUGUUGGUGUAUAUUCCUUCGUUAAAUCUUUAAUCAACUCAGGACAUUCGAUUACGAUCAAACCGUUGUUAAUAGCAUUACGUCUGUAAACAUCACCGAAACUACCACCUAAUACUAAUGGAAUACCUGCGUUCUUAAUAGCAGUUGCUGCUUGCUCUCUUGAACUACCAGUACCAAAGUUAAAUCCAGAUGCCAAGAUAACACCAUUCUUGUUAUCUUCCGUGUCAACUUUAUCAUUCUUCUCAUGUAACUUUUUGAUAAUCUUUGCAAAUGAUGGAUCAUAAUUCUCCAUGACUACAUCAGCUUGUUUCUCUGGUGUAAUAUCAUCUUGGUAGGUGUAUUUACCUGGAUACAUACCAUCAGUUGUAAGAUUAUCUUGUGGUGCGAAAAUAAGUGGACCUUCGAAUGAUGCUGGGAAUCCUGGUAAGAGAUCCUCCUUUAUUAUUGGCUUUUCACUAGUUGAUUCAGCUUCCUUCUUUUCUAUACUAUAUUCAGGUUUGUUUGAGGUAGAUAAAUGCAAAUUCUCAAUCUCAUUUGGACCUGAAAUGUAUCCUUUAACUGCUGAAGCAGCAACAACAGCAGGUGAUGCUAAAUAAGCCAAAGCGUUAGGAGAUCCCAUUCUACCUUUGUAGUUACGGUUUGUAGCACUAAUACCAACUUGACCAUCUUCAAGUAAACCAGUUCCUAAACCAAUACAUGGUCCACAUCCAGCUGGUAAAGUUUUGGCACCAGCAUUAACUAAAGUUUGCCAAUCACCUGAUUGUUCACUAUCAGAUUGAACAACUGCAGAAGCAGCAGCAAUGUAGAAUUCAACACCAUCUGCUAUUUUCUUGUUUCUUACUAUAUCUGCAGCGGCUUUAAUGUCAGAUGCACGACUGUUUGUGCAGCUAACCAAAUAAGCCUUGUCAAUCUUGACCUUCCUCUCUGUUAAUUGUGGAAGUGGAGUAGAAACCUUGACAGAGUUAGGACCAGAUACAUGUGGAACAAGUGUUUCGAGGUUGAGAAUCAAAUGAGCGGCGUAACUAGCAUCUGAGUCUGCCUUCAAGUUGUUCUCUUUAAGAUGCUCAAUACGCUUAGCGUUGAUACGUGGAUGCUCUUGACCUGGAGUAUGACCAGCUGAUGGUGCAAAAUUUGAGAAAGCGCCAAGUUCAAGCUUCUUUGCUUGAGAUUCAUACCACGUGAUAGUCUUGUCGUCUACUGGGAACACACCAGCAAGAGCACCCCACUCAGUGGUCAUGUUAGCGAUAGCUAAACGCUCGUCGAUGGAGAGUAAGUUUACACCAUCACCGACGAAUUCAAUAACACUGUUGAGUACUUCAUCCUUGUUGAAGUUACCACAAAGUGCGACGAUGACGUCUUUUCCUGUAACACCCGGAGAAAGCUUUCCUUUAAGCUCUACCUUGACAACAGGUGGUACUUGCCACCAAGUGCGCUCGGUAGCCCAAAUAGCGGCUGCAUCUGUUCUAACAAUUGGAGUACCAAGGCAACCAACACCACCGUACAUAUUAGAAUGACUAUCGCUAGCAACUACCAAACUCUGUGGCCAAGCGUAACCCUCCUCGAUAAGAAUUUGGUGGCCAAUACCUCUACCGGCUGGGUAGAAAUCAAUGUUGUGCUGCUUAGCGAAAGCUUCCAUUUUAGAGUAUUUCUCCAAGUUUUUCUCCGACUUGUUCUGUACAUCGUGAUCGAUAGUGAAAACCGGUUGGCGGGGGUUUGCAGGCGAUUUUGCACCAAUAGUUUUAAACUUUGAGAUGACAGGACCUGUGUUAUCGUGUGUCAUAAUGUGUUCUGGCUUAAUCAUCACGUAAUCGCCAGAGCGAACUUUGUAGCCCGGAGAAGUACCGACUGUAUAGUUUGAUACGAUCUUCUCUACUAAAGUUUGAGACGGUCUGAAUACCGUCGUUGAGAACGCUCUGCGUGUAAUUCUGAAAUUUGGUAACACCCGACCAAUCAUCUCCUCACAGUUUCUAGUUAAGAAACGACGACGAUCAAAAAUGUUGAAAGAAGUGCAAUCCCCGGAAGAAUUUCAGGAUAUUCUAUCAAACAACUUGAACAGCCUUUCGGUUCUAAACUUCUGGGCUCCAUGGGCAGAACCUUGUCAACAGAUGAACCAAGUUACGAAGGAAUUGGCUGAGAAGUACACAAACGUUGUCUUCUUACAAAUCGAAGCCGAGUCUUUGCCUGAUAUUAGUGAAACUUUCGAUAUCGAGGCCGUACCUUCGUUUAUUCUCCUUAGAGGACACACUUUAUUAGAAAGAAUAUCAGGCGCUAAUGCAGCAUUACUUGCUCAAUCCGUCAGCAAACACGCUCUCAAUUCCGCUCAGAAAUCCGCUCAAUCAUCGACGAUAUUACCUCCUCAAGCACCAGCCGCAGUUGAAACUGAAGAAGAGCUCAAUAGUAGGUGUCUGAAUAUUAUGAAGCAAUCAGACGUUGUUCUAUUCAUGAAAGGUGACCCUGAUGCACCAAGAUGUGGUUUCAGUAAGCAAACAGUCGCUUUAUUGCGCGAACAAUCAAUUGAAUUCAGUCAUUUUGAUAUUUUACAAGAUGAGAGUGUUAGACAGCACCUUAAGAAGUUGAACGAUUGGCCAACAUUCCCACAAAUUAUCGUCAAAGGUGAACUCAUCGGUGGUUUGGAUAUUCUUCGUGAAAUGAUUGAGCAGGGUGAAUUACAGCAAUUAAUGGAGUGAAUAAAUAUACAUAUAAUUU